CCACUCAAAGAGAAAAAAAGACAUACAUAACCUAACUUUGGUUAAUACAACAGUCUAACUCUAACCCCAUACUUCCCGGCGUACUCUGAAAUUUAGCGUGUUUGGCUGUUUGCCUGAAACCGAUUUUAUUAAUAAACAAUUAAUUAUGUCGGACUCUUACAAUUUUGGUAGUUUUGCUGACAAUACUUCAGGAGAUGGCCCUGGUAGUCUUUCUGGAAGUAAAGCUGAUAAGGAACUCCAAGAAUUUUUGUUGAUUGAAAAACAGAAGGCUCAACUCAAUGCACAGAUACACGAGUUCUCAGACACCUGCUGGGAUAUCUGCAUGGACAAGCCUGGCACUAAGCUGGACUCACGCACAGAAACCUGCAUGGUUAACUGUGUUGACAGAUUCAUAGAUGUCUCUCUCCUUGUCACAAAUAGAUUUGCACAACUACUUCAGAAAAGCUCUGGGUUAUAGUCAGUCUUCACCAAAUGUAUUCAAUUGUUAUAUUAUUUUGUAUUUAGUCGUAUGAAAAUUAAAGCGAGUUAUUAACAGGUGUUA
Homalodisca vitripennis (glassy-winged sharpshooter) is the source of this 541-nucleotide messenger RNA. Its product is annotated as mitochondrial import inner membrane translocase subunit Tim8-like. Bases 146 to 457 code for a protein of 103 amino acids. The transcript has 2 exons. The record is from RefSeq and is a predicted model, not a curated record. NCBI's taxonomy places the organism in Eukaryota, Metazoa, Arthropoda, Insecta, Hemiptera, Cicadellidae.